This is a messenger RNA of Theobroma umbraticum, 2465 nucleotides long. Its product is annotated as Tetrapyrrole (Corrin/Porphyrin) Methylase. Gene Ontology annotation, molecular function: methyltransferase activity. The record is from RefSeq and is a predicted model, not a curated record. NCBI's taxonomy places the organism in Eukaryota, Viridiplantae, Streptophyta, Magnoliopsida, Malvales, Malvaceae.
GAGAAUUCUGAAAGUUCUAUCUAAGGAAAAUGUUUGUUCCUAAAAUCUUGGUUGCCCUUUUUCUUAAUCACCCAUUGGAUGGUUGAGAAGAGGAUUUUAUUUCUUUUUUUUUGGUUUUAAUUAACUAAAUUUGAGUGAAAAUUAGUAAUAAAUCAGAAAAUUUAAGGAAUGGUCGAAAAGGAAGAAAAGAAAACGAUUUUGGGAAAAAAAAAGACUUUAACUAUAAUUUAAUUUAAGGGACAAUGGCAAUGGUCUUAUGGACAGUGAGGGAGUGGGCAAACGGUUCAAGGGCUGAGUUGGGCUUGGAUUUAGUUCAGAACAGGGCUGAGUUGGGCUAAUUUCAAACCGGCGCCGUUUCAGAACACGAUCGACUUAAGAGUCGGCAACCUUAAACAAUUGGUCUUCUCCUGUUCUCACUGAAAACCGAAAAGCUGAAAGUGAAAAUGCUGCUGCGACGACUGCCUUCAACCGCCGUUUCCUUCACAACGACGGCUCUUUCGCGCCGUCGUACGUCUCCUUACUUCUUCUCUACUCAAUCCGGCCUCAAAUUCGUCAAUUCUCUCUCCUUUUACCCCAAACUUUGCCUCCUUUCCUUUAGCUCGACCUCCCAAAGUUCAUCAGAAUUCACCGACUUCAUCAACGAACAAGCGUCCAAACGCGGACCUCUGAAGCCUGGACUCUAUCUUGUUGGAACACCGAUUGGAAACCUUGAAGAUAUCACUUUACGUGCUCUUCGGGUCUUGAAAUCAGCUGACGUCAUACUCUCGGAGGACACGCGGCAUUCCGGCAAGUUACUUCACUAUUACGGCAUCAAAACUCCUCUCCUAAGUUAUCACAAAUUUAAUGAAUCUCAAAGAGAACAAACGGCUCUAAAGAGGUUAAAGCGAGGUGAGAUCAUAGCAUUGAUCAGCGACGCGGGAAUGCCAGGCAUUAGCGAUCCUGGUACCGAACUGGCAAAGUUAUGUGUGGAUGAAAACAUUCCUGUGAUUCCAAUUCCUGGACCCUCUGCCUUCUUAACUGCUCUUUCUGCCUCAGGGUUGUCCACUGAUGAGUUUACAUUUGUUGGAUUUCUUCCAAAACAUACUGGUUCACGGAAGGAGAGGCUGAUGGCUUCUGCGAGUGAAACAACAACACAAAUAUUCUAUGUUCCUCCUCACAAGCUUUGUCAGUUUCUUGAAGAAAGUUCCCCAAUUUUUGGUGACUCAAGAUGGUGUGUUAUAGCUCGGGAACUUACAAAAAUACAUGAAGAGAAUUUGGACCGUAUUUAUGUUGGGCUUUAUUGGGCUAGCAUCAUUUUAUUUGGACCUUAUGUCAUGUGACCUUAUGUUAUAGGGCUUUUUCAAGCCCAUAUACUCAGGUAUUUGGACUAUUGAAGUACUUUCUGAUGAUUGAAUGUUGAAUAUGAGUUUAAGAAUUGAAAAAUUUUGGUUUUUGAGAAUAGAGUUUUUCCUUCAAUGUUGUUCUUUCCAUUCAGUUCAAGCUUCUAUUCUGUUGUGUUCUUCACCCCACAUUGGGAUUCCUCUUGUUUGCAAUAUUUGUCUGAUACUUUACAACUAGGCUUGCAUGGAAGGCGAAAGGAAAAAAUAUAAAGGGUCAUUGGUGUGUCUUUACUGUUUGUAGUCUACAGAACUCUAUCUAAGGUAGAAAAGAAAUGCAACUGUUCUUGCUCCUAAAUGAGUUGACGCAUAACUUCCUAGUUUCAAAACAUCUUAUAUGUGGUUAUGAAUGAAAUUGUCUGCAUAAAUAUUUCCAGGUGACUUUUGUUUAUGGAAGUAAAUUGGAAGAAUUUUGUGAGUGCUAUGCAGCUGUUUAGCGUCUGUCUGUUUGUACCUCAACUUUGUAAUUCAGUGCUUCAUGGUCCUAUGUGCUUGGGACUGUCCAAUUUUUUGGGUUGUAACUAUCCGUUUCGACCUCUGCUUUUAUUUGUGCAACAUUUAGAAAGAAGAGAAGAAAACAGUUUAUUUAUGAUAGUAUGAGCAAGGAUGCCAACAUCAAAAAACAGAAGGAGCUAGCUAGCUAGAGAAUGGCUUUGUAUGGGCUGUAGAAAACAUCCUCAUUGCAAGAUCAUUUUUUUGAUAUAUGAAGUGCCUCUUUUGCAGACCCUGUUUAGUUUAACAGCUAAGCAUUCAUUCUGUUAUUGGCCUCAUACGCAGCCGUACUUUUGGUGGUUUGACCUAGAAGUCUAGCACUUGAACCCUAUUGGUUGAGAUCAGUCCAUUACCUCACGACUCAUUGCCACUUGAUGUAAUAUUUAUGUCAUUUCACCAUCAUGCAGCUGCAAUGAUUUGAAGAUCUUAUUUUAAGGAAAUACAAUGAAAGCACUUACGUAGUAGUUCAAUAGACAUGCCAAUUUUUUUUUUAAGCUAACUCUUUUGGAUGACAGGAAAUUUUAUUUGUGCUAAAUCUAUUAACCAGUUUGACCUUGAUUUACUUUGUGGAUUUUUCUUUAUAAAAUCCUUGAUUUA